AUGGGCAAGAAAGGGCCGUUCUCUGUGCCGCAAGGAACGAGACUUGGUAGGGUGGAAGAAGGCAUGGGGCCGCGACAGUCGCAAUGCUCUGCUUCUGGCAUCCUCACCUGCGGUCCCAGUGUCCUGGAGAAUAGUGGCUUUGCAAUAAACCUUUACAUCCGUGUGAAAGUUCGAAUUAUUUUCCAAUGCUCAGAGGAGCGAGAGGAGAAGCGGAAGGGGACUGGCGUGCUCACCCAUCGGCCUGAGCACCAGGAUCCCACCCCUGCCGAGCCUUCCAAGGACCCGCACCCCCUGGCCGACGACCUCAAGCUCACAACCCAAACCGCGAGCUUCCACACUCUCCAGGCCUCUACACGGCACACAAGCAGCCCUCGUGCCUCUGCGCCUGAGCGCCCGCGUCCGGGCCGGGGCCGCCAUCUUGCGUCUCUACGUCCCUACGUCCCCCUGCUUGGUGCGGGGCCUGCUAGUAGGCGAGCAGCAGGCAGCCCCCAAGUGUAUACCUGGUUUCGGGUCGAACGCUGCCAGCUUUCGUUUGCCACCUCCUCGCAGCCUCUGUCUCUCAUCGCCUCUUCUCUCCAGACAGCCUCAACGGAGUGA
Molecule: messenger RNA, 597 nt
Organism: Rangifer tarandus platyrhynchus (Svalbard reindeer)
Lineage: Eukaryota; Metazoa; Chordata; Mammalia; Artiodactyla; Cervidae
Source: the annotation of a GenBank genome assembly